AUGAAGACCAAGAGCCGGCCCCCCCGGCGCCGGGCGCCCCCGCAGAACACAGAGGCCCCCCCGGGGGAGCAGCCCCCCGAGCGGCCCCAGCCGGCCGCCGGGGCGCCGCUGGCCAGGGGCCUGCGGAGCAGGACGGCGCGGGCGCAGGGGGCGCGGGCCGAGGGCGGGCGCCGGCGGCCGGGGCCGGCGGGCCAGGCGGGCCGGCGGGAGAGCAGCGUCCAGCGGCGGCUGGAGAGCAACGAGCGCGAGCGGCAGCGCAUGCACACGCUCAACAACGCCUUCCAGGCGCUGCGCGAGGUCAUCCCCCACGUGCGCGCCGACAAGAAGCUCUCCAAGAUCGAGACCCUCACGCUGGCCAAGAACUACAUCAAGUCGCUGACGGCCACCAUCCUCACCAUGUCCAGCGGCCGCCUGCCUGGCCUGGAGGGGCCCGGCCCCAAGCUUUACCAGCACUACCAGCAGCAGCAGGCGGCGGGGGCCGCCCCGGAGGCCCAGCCCGAGGGCCACCUGCACAAGUACUCCACCCAGAUCCACAGCUUCCGCGAGGGCUCCUAG
Messenger RNA from Pipistrellus nathusii (Nathusius's pipistrelle), 555 nucleotides. Lineage: Eukaryota; Metazoa; Chordata; Mammalia; Chiroptera; Vespertilionidae. The record is from the annotation of a GenBank genome assembly.